AGGUAGCAUGGUGUUAGCUGACUUGGGAGGCGUAUUACCAAAGCUCUACACACUCUUAGUAACGCAACUGUUAUCAAUGAAGAUGUUCUCUCGGCACUCCUGAAAGAGAUAUGCGGGGCUCUCUUGGAGUCAGAUGUGAACGUUCAGCUGGUUAAGCGACUCAGGGACAAUGUCAAGUCUGUCAUAGAUUUCGAAGAGAUGGCAGGAGGACUGAACAAGCGUGUCAUAAUUAAACGGGCAGUGUUCACCGAGCUGUGUAAACUCGUGGAUCCAGGUGUGAAACCCUGGAAUCCUGUAAAGGGUAAACAGAAUAUCAUUAUGUUCGUUGGGUUGCAGGGGUCUGGUAAAACAACUACUUGUACCAAAUUGGCUUAUCAUUACCAAAGAAGAGGUUGGAAAGUGUCGUUAGUGUGUGCGGACACAUUUCGAGCUGGCGCGUUCGACCAAGUCAAACAGAAUUGUGUCAAAGCAAGAAUACCUUUUUAUGGAAGUUAUACAGAAUCAGAUCCUGUUGUUAUAGCGCAAGAUGGAGUCGAGAAAUUUAAAGCUGAGAAUUUCGAUAUCAUCAUAAUCGACACCAGUGGAAGACAUAAACAAGAAGACAGCUUGUUUGAGGAGAUGUUGCAGCUACAAAAUGCCACGGAACCAGAUCAAAUUAUCUUCGUGAUGGAUGCCAGUAUUGGGCAGGCUUGUGAACUUCAAGCGCGGGCCUUCAAGGAGACUGUGGAUAUUGGAGCUGUGAUAGUCACCAAACUGGACGGUCACGCUAAGGGUGGUGGAGCCCUGUCAGCCAUCGCCGUCACCAAAUCACCUAUCAUUUUCAUCGGAACUGGCGAGCACAUUGACGACUUGGAGGCGUUCAAGACUCGGCCCUUCAUCAGUAAACUGCUAGGAAUGGGAGAUAUAGAGGGGCUCAUCGACAAAGUUAACGAACUGAAGCUAGAGGACAGCGAGGAACUUAUAGGGAAACUAAAACAGGGACAGUUCACGUUGAGAGACAUGUACGAACAACUUCAGAACAUCCAGAAAAUGGGACCAUUUAAUCAGAUCAUUGGCAUGUUGCCAGGAUUUGGCCAGGAUUUCCUUCCCAAAGGAUCAGAAGGGGAAUCGUCGGCCAAGUUGAAAAGGAUGAUGACCAUUAUGGACAGUAUGAACGACAACGAGCUCGAUCAUUUGCAGGGACAGAAGCUGUUUUCGAAGGAGCACAGUAGAAUUAACAGAGUGGCUAGAGGGAGUGGGGUUUCUAGAGGAGAGGUUAACGAACUGUUAACGCAAUACGGUAAGUUCUGUCAAGUUGUCAAGAAGAUGGGUGGUAUCAAGGGACUGUUCAAGGGAGGCGACUUCAACAAGAACGUAAAUCCAAGUCAGAUGGCCAAACUUAACCAACAGAUGGCUAAGAUGAUCGACCCCAGAGUACUGCAGCAAAUGGGCGGUAUGAAUGGACUGCAGAGCAUGAUGAAGCAGUUCCAAGAGAAUGGUGGUAUGGGAAUGGGAGGGGGUGGUGGUGGUGGUGGUGGUGGUGGUGGACCUAAGAGAAGGUGAUCACAUUUCAUCACCAACUUUUUAAUUUAACUUUAAUUGUUUAUUGGGGUGUAAAAUAAGUUGAUGGCACUUAAUGACUUGGGAGAAAGCAUUGCUCUUUAUUUUGAUAAGGGAAGUUUUCCAGAACCUUAAACUAGAAAUUAAUCCUCCGCCUACAGUUUUU
Bolinopsis microptera is the source of this 1705-nucleotide messenger RNA. Its product is annotated as signal recognition particle subunit SRP54-like. Gene Ontology annotation, biological process: SRP-dependent cotranslational protein targeting to membrane, translocation; SRP-dependent cotranslational protein targeting to membrane. Gene Ontology annotation, cellular component: cytosol; signal recognition particle, endoplasmic reticulum targeting. The record is from RefSeq and is a predicted model, not a curated record. The coding region runs from base 199 to 1542 and encodes 447 amino acids. NCBI's taxonomy places the organism in Eukaryota, Metazoa, Ctenophora, Tentaculata, Lobata, Bolinopsidae. Gene Ontology annotation, molecular function: endoplasmic reticulum signal sequence receptor activity; ATP hydrolysis activity; GTPase activity. The transcript has 8 exons.